AUGCACCGGGAUUACGGGAAGGCGGUUCACCUACGCUCCCGGGUAAUGAAGCAGUGGAAGAAGAACUUUGGACUGGCGCAGCGCGCGAUGACGCUGCCGCCGGACACAGCAGGCAUCGACACGCGGGAAGAGUUAGCAGCACGGCGAAAAUGCGGGAAGGAUGGUCAAGAAGACGCCGGAAGGGGAGAGUCAGAAGGUUGCCCUACGUGGUGGCCGGGAAGAUCAUCCACCCGAGUAUGGUGGUGUCCAGCACCCAACGAAGGAAGGAAGAGAGCGGCGAAGCGCGAUGAUGAAGAAGAAAUCAGGGAGGAGAUCGACCUGACGCAAGCGGAUAGCGACGACAAGGAACCAGCCAACGGAACGCGGGACUGGAUACUGCAGAAAUAUAAAGUGGGGCAACAGGUACCGUGGCCGACGGACGUCCGGCGUGUCACUAUGAUUCAGAACCCCUACAAGAUCUCCUUUAACAUACCUGGCGCACGAGAGGAGAAAUGCGGAUGUGAAGGACGAUGCGAGAUCGCGACGUGUCCGAACGCGGCGGAGAAGCAGGGUCAGUACGUAUUGGACUCCCCACGUGAGGUGGUGUAUACGGUAGAAUUGCGCCAACGGGACACGAAAGCACACCGCGUGUACGUCAGUGCGGAAGAGUGCGGCUCGGUGGCGCGGUUCGUAGAGCAUUCUUGUACCCCGAACACCCACUUCCAUGAGGUGCGGGGGAGGCGACGAGUGGUCGUGUCGCUGGUGGCGCAAUCCGAUAUUGUCUUUGGGACAGAGGUCAUUGUCGAUUAUACCGGCCAAACGAACAGUGCCCUCUGGUUUCAUUUCCAGUGCGCCUUGCACCAGAACGAAAACCGAGACGCCUUGCGCGCGACCGCAAUGAAGAAGGAAGUCGAGCCAGCAACUAUUGUACAUCAAUUGUAA
Molecule: messenger RNA, 921 nt
Organism: Peronospora farinosa
Lineage: Eukaryota; Oomycota; Peronosporomycetes; Peronosporales; Peronosporaceae
Source: the annotation of a GenBank genome assembly